AUGUCCCAGCGCGUCCCGCCCAGCGUGUCCCGCCCAGCGUGUCCCGCCCAGCGCGUCCCAGCCAGCGUGUCCCGCCCAGCACGUCCCGCCCACCGUGUCCCGCCCAGCGUGUCCCGCCCACCGUGUCCCGCCCAGCGUGUCCCGCCCACCGUGUCCCUCCCAGCAUGUCCCAGCGCGUCCCGCCCACCGUGUCCCGCCCAGAGCGUCCCGCCCACCGUGUCCCGCCCAGCGCGUCCCGCCCAGCAUGUCCCAGCGCGUCCCGCCCAGCGUGUCCCUCCCAGCGUGUCCCGCCCAGCGCGUCCCAGCCAGCGUGUCCCGCCCAGCACGUCCCGCCCACCGUGUCCCGCCCAGCGUGUCCCGCCCACCGUGUCCCGCCCAGAGCGUCCCGCCCACCGUGUCCCGCCCAGCGCGUCCCGCCCAGCAUGUCCCAGCGCGUCCCGCCCAGCGUGUCCCUCCCAGCGUGUCCCGCCCAGCGUGUCCCGCCCAGCGCGUCCCAGCCAGCGUGUCCCGCCCAGCACGUCCCGCCCACCGUGUCCCGCCCAGCGUGUCCCGCCCACCGUGUCCCGCCCAGCGUGUCCCAGCGCGUCCCGCCCACCGUGUCCCGCCCAGCGCGUCCCGCCCAGCGUGUCCCACCCAGCGUGUCCCAGCGUGUCCCGCCCACUGUGUCCUGCCCAGCGUGUCUCACCCAGCGUGUCCCGCCCAGCGUGUCCCACCCAGCGUGUCCUGCCCAGCGUGUCCCAGCGCGUCCCGCCCAGCGUGUCCCACCCAGCGUGUCCCAGCGUGUCCCGCCCACCGUGUCCUGCCCAGCGUGUCUCACCCAACGUGUCCCGCCCAGCGUGUCCCACCCAGCGUGUCCCGCCCAGCGUGUCCCAGUGUGUCCCGCCCACCGUGUCCCGCCCAGCGCGUCCCACCCAGCGUGUCCCACCCAGCGUGUCCCAGCGUGUCCCGCCCACCGUGUCCUGCCCAGCGUGUCUCACCCAGCGUGUCCCGCCCAGCGUGUCCCACCCAGCGUGUCCUGCCCAGCGUGUCCCAGCGCGUCCCGCCCACCGUGUCCCACCCAGCGUGUCCCAGCGUGUCCCGCCCACCGUGUCCUGCCCAGCGUGUCUCACCCAGCGUGUCCCGCCCAGCGUGUCCCACCCAGCGUGUCCCGCCCAGCGUGUCCCAGUGUGUCCCGCCCACCGUGUCCUGCCCAGCGUGUCUCACCCAGCGUGUCCCGCCCAGCGUGUCCCACCCAGCGUGUCCUGCCCAGCGUGUCCCAGCGCGUCCCGCCCACCGUGUCCCACCCAGCGUGUCCCGCCCACCGUGUCCCACCCAGCGUGUCCCAGCGUGUCCGCCAUCGUCCCAGUCAAAGCAAAACAAACUCCUUCUUUCAAAAGGAAACCUGACUUCCACUGGAAUGCAGGGCUACCGACGCAGCAGCAGCCAGUGGUGCAACAGUACGGCGAUCACGUGACUAAGUCCGAGCCAACAGGGACCAAUAAUAUUUUUCAUAGGUUUGCACAAAAUGCAGUGGGCUUUUUGUCUCUGUGGUAG
Lampris incognitus (smalleye Pacific opah) is the source of this 1533-nucleotide messenger RNA. RefSeq lists its product as uncharacterized. The record is from RefSeq and is a predicted model, not a curated record. NCBI's taxonomy places the organism in Eukaryota, Metazoa, Chordata, Actinopteri, Lampriformes, Lampridae. Bases 1 to 1533 code for a protein of 510 amino acids. The transcript has a single exon.